Spinacia oleracea (spinach) is the source of this 1750-nucleotide messenger RNA. RefSeq names its product methionine gamma-lyase. Lineage: Eukaryota; Viridiplantae; Streptophyta; Magnoliopsida; Caryophyllales; Amaranthaceae. Gene Ontology annotation, cellular component: cytoplasm. Gene Ontology annotation, molecular function: carbon-sulfur lyase activity; pyridoxal phosphate binding. Bases 141 to 1499 code for a protein of 452 amino acids. The record is from RefSeq and is a predicted model, not a curated record. Gene Ontology annotation, biological process: transsulfuration. The transcript has 2 exons.
UUCUUACCCAAAUCUCAUUUGAUAUUUGACUCUAUUUAAACACUCAUAUUUCCUAUACAAUUCUCAACACAAACACAAAAAAUAAAACAAAACCUUGCUUCUUUAUUUGUAAAUCAUACAUAAUCUAUUGUAAAUUCGCAAUGGCCACCGGAGUUCCCAAUAACACGGCAAUUGCAAACCAUAAUAAGAAACGUCCUGGUGACAAUGACGAUUAUUAUAACUCCAUGAUUAUUUCCAAGAAGCCGGGUUCCGCCGCCGCUAAGGAGGAUCCCGUGGCGGCGCUAGCGAGCGCACGCCACGAGUUCGGUGAACACGGAGGCGUAAAUAUGUCCAUUGAGGCGUCGGCCACCUUUACGGUGAUGGAGCCAGAAACGAUGCGGCGGUUAUUUUCAGGGGAAUUAGGUGCUGACAGAGACUAUUUCAUUUACAGCCGUCAUUUUAACCCCACCGUUCUCAACCUAGGCCGCCUUAUGGCCGCCAUGGAAGGGACGGAAGCGGCUUAUUGUACGGCUAGCGGGAUGUCCGCUAUCUCCUCCGUCCUCCUCCAGCUUGUAGGCGCUGGCGGCCAUAUUGUGGCGUCGCAAACCCUCUACGGCGGAACACAUGCUCUCCUUACCCAUUUCCUCCCCCGUGCCUGUGGGAUUACUACCUCAUUCGUGGAUAUCUGCGACCAUGCUGCCGUAAAGGCGGCGAUUGUGGAGGGGAAGACGAAAGUGGUUUAUUUCGAGUCGGUGUCGAACCCGACUCUGACGGUGGCGGAUAUACCUGAGAUGUGUAGGAUAGCGCAUGAUAAGGGGGUGAUUGUUGUGGUGGAUAAUACUUUUGCGCCGGUUGUGAUAUCGCCGGCGCGGCUUGGUGCGGACGUGGUGGUGCAUAGUAUUUCCAAGUAUAUUAGUGGUGGGGCCGAUAUCAUCGCAGGUGCUAUUUGUGGGCCUGCAAGCCUAGUGAAUUCCAUGAUGGACUUACACCAAGGAUCCUUAAUGCUACUAGGCCCAACAAUGAACGCCAAAGUCGCAUUUGAACUAUCAGAAAGAAUCCCCCAUUUAGGGCUGAGAAUGAAAGAGCAUUGUGGGCGGGCCUUAGAAUUCGCCAAAAGGAUGAAAAGAUUGGGCCUCAAAGUCAUCUAUCCUGGGCUAGAAGAUCAUCCACAACACGAGCUUCUAAAGUCCAUAUGCAGCCAACAAUAUGGGUAUGGUGGAAUCCUUUGUGUUGACAUGGAGACUGAGGACCGAGCCAAUCGGCUAAUGUACCAGCUCCAAAACUGCACCCAGUUUGGGUACAUGGCGGUUAGCUUAGGCUAUUACGAGACCCUCAUGUCGUGUUCGGGUAGCAGCACCAGCAGCGAAAUGAGCGAGGAGGAAAAGACCCGGGCUGGUAUCUCACCGGGCCUUGUUAGGAUGUCGAUUGGUUAUAGUGGCACGCUUGAGCAGAAAUGGGCUCAAUUCGAGAAGGCCUUGGCUAAAUUACAGGAUGUAAAGUUUAAUGUUCGUCACAUAUAAGUCAAGGAGUGUUAGAGCUUUCAGCCCGGUUCCAGAUGAUCCUGGGAUCGAUUCUCAUCCCCGCCCUUGUGGCUCAUUUGCACCCAAAAAAAAAACCUAUAAGCCAAGGAGAAGUCUAUCUUGGUCUCUACCUAGACUACUAGACUAUGUUAUGGAAAAUCUUUCAUCAAUAUGAUGUUGUACAUUUGGUUUUAUAACUAUGUAAACGGCUUAUUCAAUUGUGGCAAUAUCAUCUUUCGUCACUUUCUGGA